Hyla sarda is the source of this 2975-nucleotide messenger RNA. It is a transcript of the gene MAPK8IP1, whose product is annotated as mitogen-activated protein kinase 8 interacting protein 1. The record is from RefSeq and is a predicted model, not a curated record. NCBI's taxonomy places the organism in Eukaryota, Metazoa, Chordata, Amphibia, Anura, Hylidae. Gene Ontology annotation, molecular function: protein binding. Gene Ontology annotation, cellular component: cytoplasm. The transcript is spliced from 12 exons. Gene Ontology annotation, biological process: regulation of JNK cascade. The coding region runs from base 98 to 2140 and encodes 680 amino acids.
UCCCCUGCUACCUGUCAGCAGCAUCCCCCUCCUCCUCCUCCUCUGCUCCCCUCCUCCUCCCUCUCCCUGUUUCAGGGCUGAGCAUCUCAGAGACAGAAUGGCGGAGAGAGAAAAGGCAAGCACUACCCCAGCUGGCUCCUCUCCAUUCCUGGGGCUGCACCUGGCAUCACCGCCACAUUUCAGGCUCACACAUGACAUUACCCUGGAGGAGUUUGAAGAUGAAGAUUUAUCCGAGAUUACGGAGAUCACCGACGAAUGUGGAAUCAGUUUGCACUGCAACGAGAGCCGGCGCUGCAAGAGCCGCCUGCGUGCUGAUCCUGGUCCUGCCCCAGGAGGGGGGGGAGCUGCCAGUCGGAUCCAGGCAGAGAUGCUUCAGCUGGACCUGAUCGAUGCCGGACAAAUCCCCGAAGAAGAGAUCUUGCCUCCUGUGGAUCCCAGGCCAAUACUUCCAGCAACUAUGGACACCUACAGACCUAAGAGGCCGACAACUCUCAACCUGUUUCCACAGGCACCACGCACACAGGACACUUUAAAUAACAACUCCCUGGCGAAGAAAUACAGCUGGCAAGACAGAGUGUCCCGCUCGAACUCCCCACUGAAGACAGGAGAGACAACCCCAUCCAAUGAACAUGUGUGUCUCAGUGAUGAAGGAAACCCACCCGCUGUGACACAGGACCGCGGGACCUCCACCGAUACGCCCUGCAGACGUAACAAUACCACCCAGAGUGCCAACGAUCCCUCUGGACGUGCUUCUACAAGGUCACGCUUGGACCCUCACAGAGACCGCAUCCGCUACCAGACAGAUGUAAGACUGGAGCCUACAGAAGAGAUAUUCCUGACACCCGUUCAAAGGUGCUCAGACCCCCCAGAACCAGAACCUGUAUCACAGGCUGGACCCUGCCGCAUGUCAGUCAGCUCAGAUGCAGACAUUAACGUGCGGCCAAACAAUGGGAGCAGACAACAGUUAUCAAUCAGCGAGGAGGAAGAGGAAGGGGAAGAUGGUGUGGGGUAUCUUGGGUGUCCAGGAAGGGUUGGGGGUCCUCGAGGACUUCAGAGGUCAUCGGUCAGCUCGGACACCAGUGGCUUAUCUUAUGACUCUGUCAAAUACACAUUAGUGGUUGAUGAUAAUGUACAGCUACAAUUGGUCAGUCUACGCCAAUGUUAUGCUGGGUACAGCGAUGACAGUGACAGUGGCACCGUGUAUGACAAUUGUGUGUCCUCACCGUACGAGUCAGCCAUUGGUGAGGAAUAUGAAGAGGAAGAGGACGAACAGGUGGGGGCAUCGGGGAGGGAGGGAAGCCGACUCCGUAGGUCUAUGUGCUUAUCGGACACCUCUUCUCCAGACGGCGAUGUCUCCUACUCCAAAAAGUUCCUUAACGUCUUCAUGAAUGGACGGUCACGCUGUACGAGUGAGUUCAUGAGUGCAGAUUCCUUUGGCUUGUUUUCGUGCCUGAUAAAUGGGGAGGAGCGAGAACAGACGCACCGAGCUGUAUUCAGAUUCAUGCCCCGUCAUCCCGGGGAACUGGAGCUGGAGGCAGAGGACCCGCUGCUAGUGGAGGUUAAGGCUGAAGAUUACUGGUAUGAGGCCUAUAACAUGAGGACCGGGGAACGUGGUAUCUUUCCGGCCUACUAUGCAGUUCAGGUGACUAAGGACCCGGAUCAUCUAUCAGAGAACCGGGCCUCCGAUUGGUUGGAUCAGUUUUGGGUGAAAUUUCUUGGGUCAGUGCAAGUUCCAUAUCACAAAGGGACCGAUGUCCUCUGCACUGCCAUGCAAAAGAUCGCUAUGUCUCGUCGCCUUACAGUGCUGUCAAACCCUCCAUCUAGCUGUGUACUGGAGAUCAGCCUAAGAGGGGUAAAGAUUGCAGUACAUGGGGAAGACCCUCACGAUCACAGCCAGGUGAACACAUGCAGCCAUUUCUUCCUGUUAAAGAAUAUCUCAUUCUGCGGAUACCACCCUAAGAACAGCAAAUAUUUCGGUUUCAUCUCUAAGCAUCCUUCAGACCAUCGGUUUGCAUGUCAUGUGUUUGUCUCGGAGGAAUCUACAAAACCCCUGGCAGAGUCUGUAGGGAGAGCCUUCCAGCAGUUUUACAAAGAAUAUGUGGAGUACACAUGUCCCACAGAAGAUAUAUACCUGGAGUAGCCAUGGAUUUCUAACACGGAAACAUGUUCUGUGCAUGGACUAAGUGCUCACACAGGAGCGAGAAGCUGCCGAAAUGGUGGAAGAAAGUUGGGAUGGAGGCUUGAGCUCUUCUGCAUCUGCGCCCUGUGGGACUUGUGAACUGGGUGUGCGUAUGCCAGCCAAGGGCAGCCAGGGUUGAUCCACCAUAUAACUUUCCCAAUAACAUUCUCUCUGCCCCUAACCCAUUUGUGCAUAUUCAAAAAGCUAGGACCAGCUGACAACUGACCAGCCCCCCCCAAAACCUACUGCAAAUGGAACAUGCUAAAUGAGUGAACUUAAGAUUUGGAACAAACUAAAUGAGUCACAGAGGGGGGGUGAGGUUUAGCCCUUGCAUGUUGCUGUACUGAGACAGUGAGAAAUAAUUCGGCUCAUGUAUCAAUCUUGUCCUGAUAAAAAAAAAUUGUCAUACAAGCAAUGGCGUUUGAAAUUCGCCAAUCGUUUGACACGUAUUACUGAUUUAUCUUUUGAACGAAGGGCUCAGCAGUAGCAGCACUUUUGCCACGUAUUUAUUAUCUUGAUAAGCAAAUUACGUGCAUAAAAAAUGGUGCAUUUACUAGCGAAACCUGUCAUAUAAGUUUCUUUGCUUGGUGGCGACAUAUAUAACAAGCAUUCAGUGCAAGGACCACGGUGACAUAUAAAUGGCGCUAUUGAUACAUGACUCCCAUAUUUAUGUAAUGACAGGGGUGGCGAAUGGACGUGUGCGCGUUAGACAAAGAACAUGCAAAGUUGUGUUCAGAAGUAGAGAUGAGCGAACUUACAGCAAAUUCGAUUCGUCACGAACUUCUCGGCUCGGCGG